UACACAGUGAAGAACUCAGGAGAAUUUGCGAACAUAAUCAGUAAAGAGACCAUCCCAACAGACGAAGCAAUGAUAUCCUUUGACGUCGAGUCGCUAUUCACCAACGUCCCUAUAGAAGAAACAGUACAGGCCGCGUUACAUAGACUCAACAACGAUCCGAGCCUACCAGACCGCACAGCGCUCACACCUACCCAGAUUGCAGACCUUCUAAAUUUCGUCCUGAGAUCCACAUACUUAAAGUACAACGGAGCACUCUACGAGCAACAAGAAGACGAUUUCCGCCGUAAUUGCCGAUCUAUACAUGGAAGCCUUCAAAGAACAAACCUCAGCUACAGCCCCAGAACCACCGAGAAUAUGGAAGCGCUAUGUAGAUGACACAUUCAUCGUCAUGAAACAGCACAACACGGAUAACCUUCUGAGCCACCUCAACCAACAACACCCGUAUAUCCGCUUCACCAUGGAAACUAAGAAUAACAACAAGAUCGCCUUCCUCGACAACCUCGUAACAAGGGAACCAGACGGCAAACUACUCACAAGUGUAUACAGAAAACCCACACACACCGACCAGUACCUCGCCUAUGAUUCGCAUCACCCACAAUCUGUUAAACGCGGUACUGUCAAAUGUUUACAUGACCGAUCUAAACGCAUCAUCACCAAGCCAUCUGGAACAGCCCAGGAGAAAAAAACAUCUAUCCACAGCUCUCGUCGCCAACGGCUACCCUCCGUCCUUCCUACAGAAGGUGACCAAAACCAGGAAUCCAACACCCAAGAGGGAAACAACAGAAUUCAAGUAUACCGCAGUACUGCCAUACAUCAAAGCGGUCUCAGAACCCCUCCGCCGCCAGCUACAGCAACAAGGAAUACGCGCCGUCUUUAAAUCCGACACCGCACUAACACCUCGGCUGGUCAGAACAAAAGACCCCGCUGACCCAAACAAGCAAGAUGGCGUAGUCUACAAGAUACCAUGCACAUGCGACAAAGUCUACAUCGGGGAAACAGGACGACCCAUGCAAGCGAGAAUGAAAGAACACGACAGGGAUAUACGACUCGCACGCACUCAGAAUUCUGCGGUUUCAGAACAUGCCAACCGAACCGGACACAAGCCGCUGUGGAACGAAACCACGCUUAUUGACCGAGAAAGCCAUGAGUACACAAGGAAAGUGAAGGAGGCAAUUCACAUAAGACUCAACCCAAAUUACAUAAACAGGGACAUCGGAGCCGAAAUACCGGAAGUAUGGAUGUCUAAAAUAAGGAAACAUCUACACCAACGACGCACGAAAA
This is a messenger RNA of Pocillopora damicornis (cauliflower coral), 1281 nucleotides long. RefSeq lists its product as uncharacterized. The record is from RefSeq and is a predicted model, not a curated record. Lineage: Eukaryota; Metazoa; Cnidaria; Anthozoa; Scleractinia; Pocilloporidae.